UGGUAGAACAUGCAACUCUUGACCUCAGGGUUGUGACUUCAAGCCCUGCAUUGGGCGUGGAGCCUACUAAAUAAACAAAGUGUUACCACAUUUAAUCCUCACAAGGACUUUGCUGAGUCAUGUUCUUAACCCCCUUUCUACAGGUGGAAGCACUGAGCUGAGUGCUGAAACAGAGGCAGAGUGUGGUGCUGGGGGAGCCGCACAGAGGAUCCAGUCCUCCUCUUGCCUCAGUGGCCCAGAGGGCAGGACAAACAGCCUAAUCACUGUGGGGGAAGGGGGGAGAAGGCAUUUCUAAAACCUUGGGGAAAAGGGAGCUGGCACAGGAUGGGAGCCUGCUCCAGACACCUACCUGGCAUCCUGGCUGAAGGGGUCUGGUUAGAGGCUCAUGGAGAAGGGGCAGGAGACAGAAACGAAGAGGUAGAGACAGAGGGAAAGGCGCUAGGGGGAAGAAGGAAAGAAGAUGAUAGAGAAAAUGAGAGAAAAAGUUAAAGGAUGGGCACGGAUUGGCGCAGAAACACAAAAACCUAUCUGCACAAAAAUGUCUGUACUGGCUUUAAUCCUAAUGGCAAAAAACUGGAAACAAUCCAAACAAUAGGUGAGUGGAUCAACAAACUGUGGCACAUCUAGACAAUGGGACCUUUCUCAGCAAUAAGAAGGAAUGAGCCAUUGAUACACACAACAACCUGAGUGAAUCUCAUGCUAAGUGAAAGAAGCCAGACUCAAAAGGCUCCAUGCUCUAUGAUUUGUUGUAUACAAUUCUGGAAAAGGCAGGGGCGGAACACAGAGCAGUGGCUGCCAGGGGCCAGCAUUGACUACAACGGGGCAUAAAGGAAUUUUGGGGGUGAGGGAAAUGAUCUGCCUCCCCAGUGUGGUGGUGGCUCUAUGCGAUUUGUCAGAUUUUUGUCACUUUAAGUGAAUUUUACUAUAAAUCAUAUCUCAAUAAACUUGAUGGAACAAGGAGAGAAGGGAAGAGAGAGGAGGCUGAAGGUGUGGAGGAAAGCAGAGAGGGAAAGGAGAGCAAAGACAGUGAGCACAGGGAAGAGGGCCUUGAGAAGGUAGGGGAGAGCAAGGUUGGUGAGGAUGCCAGGCUUUGGCCAUGGCCGCAGCUCAUAGUUGGGAGUUUUCCCAGGGACAGGGUCCUCUCCCACUUUCAGCCUGCGAGCUCCGUCUGUACUGGUGGGGAGAUGUGGUCUUGGGCCAUCCGUGGGCUACAAGGCUUGAGCCCGAACUCUAGCCCUGCCUUAGGGAGUGCCCAUACUCCAGCCCCAGAUCCUGUUACCAGGAUACUGUGGGGAAGGCAUUUGCUGCCUAGACGACUUGGCAGCUCCCACUGCCAUGGAGACCAGAUUGGAAGCUGGGAGGGCCUCAGUCUGCUUUCCGGCUGCUCUGACCCAGAAAGCUGCUCUGACCCAGCAAGCAGGAGGAAGAGGAGGCCAGGCGUCCUGAACUAGCUGCAGGGACCCCUCUAGGCUGGUGGAGCCCAGCUCCAACGGUGGCCAAGCAAGAACCUAAGCCUGGAUCCACCCACUCAUUCCCAAACACAUAUGCACGUUUCCUGGCAGGGCCCCACCCAGAAUAGAUCUCAGCCCCAGAUCCUUCCUUAGGAAGUUGGAGGUUAGGGGAUCGAAGCCCACACAUCUGUCUACUCUCCCCUGCAGAGGCAUGUUUAUCACAGUGAUGUUUGGAGGUAAGCGGGAUCCCCUGUCCUGAGACAGGUAGGGGGAGAGUACAUUCAGAGGCUUGCUUUCCUCCACCCUAGGGGAGGGUGAGGAGGCAGUGUGAGGAAGGGGGGUGCACUUGGGUAAGGGGAUGGGGGGUUUAGGGAAACAGCUCUAUGAGAAGACAGAGCAAAUGCUUGGAGUCCCUUGAGGGGAAACGCUGGUGGCUGGGUUGUGGGAAAUUCCAGUGGGCUCCUCUAGGAGAACACCCACCACAACACCACAGGGCAUAUUGUUAAAUUACACAGUCUCUAAUUCAGUCAGUUGUCUUCAAGCUUCAGGGCACAUUAGGCACCUAAAGCUCUAGCCACAGUUAAAGAUUUCCGGACUUCUGGUGGCAGGUGGGGCUGGGGUAGGAGAAUAGGGGGGUCUGGUGCUGGAGACAAGUCCUGUGUAGAGGCGGCGCUGGAGUGGGAGGGGGGCACCCAAUGCAGGAGGCAUGAGCUAUGUGCCCUGGUCACUGACAUCUCAGAAGAUGGGUGGAGGAGGGUACAGUCUUAAUCUUGGAGACCUGUUCCCUCGGGUUACAGAAGAGAUGAAAGCAAGACAGAUGGUCCCAGACUGGGAGAAGCAGAGGGUCCCACUCACUCACCUCUGCCCUGUCCCUACAGCUGGCUGCUGGGAGCUGGUGAACACUUGGUGCAGCCUGGUGACACUCACUGCCCACUUGAGGCAGAGGGGGCAGGUGCCCCCAGAUGCGACCAUUGCCCUCCUGGCUGAGGAUGGGCACCUGGUGAGCCUGGAUGAGGGGGCUUCCCAGGCCCCUUCCAUGGGCAGCCCCCUGCUGCAGGAGCGUGGGACCUAUGUCCUUGUGCAGAUCAUCAAGGGGGAGGAUGGGGCCCCCACCCGCUACGAGUCCCUUUUGGAGAACCUGGAUGACCAGUGUCCAGAGCUCGCAGAGGAGCUUCGCUGCCUGUCAGGCCUACAACCCACAAGUGAUGGCCGGAGGAGGCGCACGAGCACUCGGCGUGACCACCAGGAGCAAGGCCCCCUUUCAAAGCCACGAAGGAAGGGCUCCCUGCCAUCCAGGACCCGUUAGCUGGGGCCAGGAGCCAGCAGGCCCUGUGACCUGGCACAUCACAGCCAAGUGGCUGAGCUGGACUCAGAUCCAAGGGGGUUGGACUCAGAUCCAUGACCUCUGCCAUGUGUGAUCAGGCCCAAACAGAUAGCAGCCCAGUGGCAUUCUUCUUGCAGAAUCUGGAAUUACUGAGAAGCUGCCAUCAGCAAGAGGGGCAAGGUCACAGACCGGACGUGAGGCCACCAAGGGGGGGCCCCUAAGACGUGGGUGCAGAGAAGGGGAUCCAAAGGUGUGGGGGCAAGCAACCCUGACAGGGGGAGACAACAGGUUUAUCCAGGGAUUCCAGCACCUAGAGUCAGGUGCCCUUGGGGUCCCUGCUAACGACUCAUCCCUAUUUGGAUUGUCAAGGUCAUCAAAUUACAACAGGGCUCCUCCCCCUCCCGCACCCAGGAUGCUGGCAUAAAGUGAAACAUUCCACCCCUCUGUUGGACAUCCAUCCAUGCCCCCUGACCCCACCCCAGCAGAUAAACUAAAUGAGAGGGCACACAGCAGGCUAUGGUCUAAAAUAAACUCUUUUAAUUGCA
Molecule: messenger RNA, 3320 nt
Organism: Felis catus (domestic cat)
Lineage: Eukaryota; Metazoa; Chordata; Mammalia; Carnivora; Felidae
Gene: CD3H22orf15
Product: chromosome D3 C22orf15 homolog
Exons: 5
Coding region: 2158-2757 (199 amino acids)
Source: RefSeq, a predicted model, not a curated record